CUCUUUAGCCCCCUCGUCGACGAGUCGUUUAAUUUUACAACUGUAGCUCGACGUUUUCAGACAAAAUCAAAUACUUGGUGUCUAUGUGGUUUAAUUUUUUUAUUUUUUUGGCUUUUAAUUGCUGAUUUUUGGACUCGGGAACUUGGGUGAGUGAUUACUUUGGGUCCGGAUGACCGGUCGCGGGUGACAGUGAUUUUCCAGUGCGUAGUUGACGUCUGUAUUUACGCGCGGUCUAGAUACGGCUUUUUAAAGGUUCGUUUUAUUUUUAUGAAAUAUAAUAAAGCUGUUUUUUUUCUUUAGAUUUUAAUAAAGAGUGGAAAAAGUUAUUACACAUGUACAUGCAUAGUAAUUUAUUUAUUUAAGUGAAAGUGACGUAAAAAAAAUGUAAAAAAUGACUAAAGAUUGAACUGGCAAAGAUAUGACCGGUAGUCGUCAUAAUAAUCGUGGUCGAAGUGUGCCGAGCUGUAAAGGUAUCAAAGAUGCUUCGAUCACACCCAAUACAACUGCCAGCGGGACUGGGACAGCAACAACAACCGGCAGUGCAACAACUAGUGACAGAGGUAAACACACAGUUCACUGGUUCAGAAAAGGACUCAGACUACAUGACAAUCCCUCGCUGAGGGAGGGUCUCAGUGGUGCAAAUACCUUCCGAUGCGUUUUUGUCAUCGAUCCUUGGUCAGCUGGAAGUAAAAGUAUCGGCAUCAACAAGUGGAGAUUUCUUCUCCAGUGUCUCGAAGAUCUCGAUGCGUCACUCAGAAAAUUGAACUCGCGGUUAUUUGUAAUUCGCGGACAGCCGGCAGACGUGUUGCCGAAGAUAUUCCGCGAAUGGGGCACCACUAAUCUCACCUUCGAGGAAGACCCGGAACCAUUUGGCCGUGCGAGGGACCACAAUAUCACUACCCUGUGCAAAGAACUUGGGAUCUCUGUUCUGCAAAUGGUUUCUCAUACGCUUUAUAAAUUAGAUGAAAUUUUAGACAGAAAUGGGGGAAAGCCGCCAUUGACUUAUCAUCAGUUUCAAAGUAUAGUCGCGGAAAUGGACCCGCCGAUUUUUCCAGUCCCGUCGAUAACGGCCGAGAGUCUUGGCGACGCUUACACACCUCUCAGAGAUGACCAUGACGACUUAUACGGAGUUCCGACCCUUGAAGAACUCGGAUUCGAUACAGAAGGUCUUCAGUCAUCGGUCUGGGUCGGCGGUGAAAGUGAAGCAUUAGCACGUCUAGAACGUCAUCUAGGUCGUAAAGCAUGGGUCGCUAGCUUUGGAAGACCCAAAAUGACACCGCAGUCUCUAUUACCCAAUCAAACAAGUUUAUCACCUUAUUUACGAUUUGGUUGUCUCAGCACCAGACUUUUUUACUACCAGCUUAGAGAUUUAUAUCGAAAGAUAAAAAAGGCGUCGCCACCGCUGUCAUUACACGGGCAAUUGCUGUGGCGGGAAUUUUUUUACUGCGCGGCAACUAAAAAUCCAAAUUUUGAUCGGAUGCAAGGCAACCCGAUUUGUUUGCAAAUUCCCUGGGAUAAAAAUAAUGAAGCUUUGGCCAAAUGGGCAAAUGGUCAAACAGGAUUUCCGUGGAUAGACGCAAUAAUGACGCAAUUGCGUGAGGAGGGUUGGAUUCAUCAUCUUGCUCGUCAUGCAGUCGCUUGUUUUUUGACAAGGGGCGAUCUCUGGAUCUCCUGGGAAGAAGGGAUGAAGAUAUUCGACCAACUAUUACUCGACGCCGAUUGGUCUGUCAAUGCCGGCAUGUGGAUGUGGCUCUCAUGCAGUUCAUUUUUCCAACAAUUUUUUCACUGCUACUGCCCAGUGCGCUUUGGCCGCAAAGCCGAUCCAAAUGGUGAUUACAUCAGACGAUAUUUACCAGUACUGAAAAAUUACCCAACCCGUUACAUCCACGAGCCAUGGGUGGCGCCUCUAUGCGUCCAGCGGUCUGCUAAAUGUAUAAUAGGACGCGACUACCCAUUGCCGAUGGUGAACCAUAGCAAAAGCUCACGUAUCAACAUUGAACGUAUGAAACAAGUGUAUCAACAACUCAGCAAGUACCGCGACAACGGAGUCAUCGCUAACGGGGAAACAAUAGGUCUGAUGAGGAUCAUAGGGCACACAUCAAAGACCAAUGAGGAACAAGAGGUGACAAAAAGAAAGUCUUCAUCUCCUCAUCCUUCUGCGAUUGCUGAUGAACAAAAAAUGAUUACUAAUUCUUUUGAAGCUAAUAUUUCUACACAUAAUUAAAUUAUAAAAAAUAUAUAUAGACUAUUAAUUAAGCGACUACUGUUAUUAUUAUUAAUAUGAUUACUCCGUAAAAUUAAAAAAAAAUUUUAAACUUAAAUAACUUAUAAAAUAUUGAGUCUACAGAAAAAUAUAUAGAAUACUUUUUUUUAGCAAAUUUAAUUCUCUAUAAAUUUGUUUCUAUACAAUUUUACCGUAUCUUUGAUAGAUAAUUUGUAAUUUGAAUUUUUAAAUAUUCAGUUCAUAAAUAAAUAAAAAACUCUACUCCCAUUAGUGUUCUAGUGUUUAAACUUAAAUUCUGACUAAACUAUCAAAGAUACGGCAAAUAUGUAUCAGUACAAUUUUAUAGGAAAUUAAAUUCUCUACAAAAAAGUAUCAGGUAAAUUUUUCCGUAAACUCAAUUGUUUAGACACAAUUUAAAUUAAAAGACAACUAUACAGAAUCGAGGACUCGUUUUUUAAUUUUAGCGGAUAACUUAAACUUGAAAUAAAUUCUACCACUGCUACAAUUAUUUUUUUUAUAAAUAUAAAUGAUAAGAUUCCUCAAGUGCUUCUCGACAGUCAUUAAAAUUUUUCUAUAUAAUAUAUUUUUCUCUCUUUAGUAAUUUUUAAAAAUAUUUUAAUACAAGCAAAGGCUUUUAUAAAGCCCACAGUUAAGCCGCAAAUUAAAUUGCAUGUCGUAGUACUUUCUUCAGUAGCAUUUAUAUUAAUUAUUAAAAAAUUUUUUAAAUACUUUUUUUAAUGAACUUUUAGUAUAUUUACUCUAUUUAUAAUUAUUAUUAUAUUAUAUACAAACUCGAUACAAGAUUUCCUUCAAUAUCAUGAUAAAAAAAUUAAAUUACUGCAGUUAAUUAUUCAGCGGAAGUGAGAAGUCUGAUAUUUUCUUUUGCAUCAUACAUAAAAAUUUUAAACCAUCCCACUUCCGGUCACUGUAAUUUCAUAAAAUAAAAACUAAAAAAUUUUUAUCGUCUCAUAAACUUCAUAAAAACAAACGUCAUAUAUUUAUUUAGAUUUUUAAAAAAAUAUGUAAUUAAAAAUAUGAAAAAAAUACACAUAUUUUUAUAAAAUAUCAAGUAUUAUAAAUGUACUAUUUAAUUAAUAAAAAUUUUUAUAAAAUAAAUAUCAAAUUUUUUAUGAUACUGAAUUUA
Microplitis mediator is the source of this 3368-nucleotide messenger RNA. RefSeq names its product cryptochrome-1-like (gene Cry2). Gene Ontology annotation, cellular component: cytoplasm; nucleus. The transcript is spliced from 11 exons. Gene Ontology annotation, biological process: entrainment of circadian clock by photoperiod; circadian regulation of gene expression; negative regulation of DNA-templated transcription. Gene Ontology annotation, molecular function: FAD binding; DNA binding. The record is from RefSeq and is a predicted model, not a curated record. NCBI's taxonomy places the organism in Eukaryota, Metazoa, Arthropoda, Insecta, Hymenoptera, Braconidae. Bases 419 to 2224 code for a protein of 601 amino acids.